Molecule: messenger RNA, 1788 nt
Organism: Dermacentor silvarum
Lineage: Eukaryota; Metazoa; Arthropoda; Arachnida; Ixodida; Ixodidae
Exons: 9
Coding region: 146-1765 (539 amino acids)
Molecular function (GO): CoA-ligase activity
Source: RefSeq, a predicted model, not a curated record
CAAAGGCUGCGACGGAGGCUCGCUGUCCGCAUUUGCCUGGUGUUUCACGUCGUGGGUGAUACUUCGGCAUCAGACCCACAGUAGCCGUUUAUAUCAAGUUUAUUUGGCGUAACGUCAAACGUGCACUUUAGCGCGGUGUCCAGCUAUGAAAGCUUUAAUUAAAGACGGCGUGGUGUACUCACCAUUUCCGGGCGUAGAUAUACCCGUGUGCUCGGCAUAUGCAAUCGUCAAACAAGUUCUCGCCAAAAACCCUGAACGACUGGCCUUGGUGGAUAAUGACGAACAUCUUACACGCCGCGAGUUCUUCUUGCGAAUGCAACGCUACGCUGCAGGCUUCCAGCAGCACGGCAUCUCAAUGGGUGACCGCGUCUGCGUUCACUUGAACAACAGCAUAGACAAUGUGGCUGCCAUGUACGGCUGCAUAUUCGCCGGUGCCACCUUGGUUCUGGCCAAGACUUCCCUCACCGAAGGAGAGCUGCACUAUCAGAUCACCGACAGCGACAGCACGCAUGUUCUGACCGAAGUCCAAUUCACGGAGAAAGUGAAGAAGGCAGCAGCAUCUCUUCAUCUCAAGGGCUUGUUCACGAUGGGCGAAGCUGACGGUUUUGUGUCAGCGGCCGCCUUCAAAGCCAUGGAUGAAGGAAGUUUCCAGGAAUGUCCCGUCGAAGACCCUCGAAACACCGUGAUCGCUAUUAUCUACACGUCCGGUACGACAGGCCUCCCCAAGGGAGUCGAAUUUACGCACUACUGCUUCGUGACCAACCACUGCAUCUCCAAACCUGGCAACCCGUGCGACGAGACCGACGUCGUCUUACUCCCAGCGCCCAUCACUCAUGGAUCCGGCUUCGUAUGGGCAAUGAUGACGGUCCUGGACGGAGCGGUCUGCAUCUUGACGCCACCCCGACUCACUCUGACAGAGUUUUCCGACAUAGUCAAGAAAAACAAGGUGACCGCCGCCUUCUUCUUCACGUCUUUCCUGCACGUGUUGUGCGUAGAGAUGCUUCGCACCGGACAACAGCUCGCCAGCAUCCGACGAUUGGGCGUCGGCGGCGGUAUCCUGGCCCAGGCUACAUACGACGCUGCUUUCAAGGCAUUCGGCAACCUUGAGUGCCUCAUGAACUUGUACGGCAUGUCCGAGAGUGGCGCGCUCGUCUGUUCACCCACCAUGCGUGGCGCCAGGGGCAUAGACCUCGGAUAUCCAACCUGCAUGACCGAGAUCAAGGUAGUGGACCUCGUGUCCCGCCAGAAGCUCGGUCCCAACCAGACGGGAGAGAUUUGCUUCCGCAUUCCGUCUGUCAUGCGUGGCUACUACAAACGGCCCAAGGAGACCGCUGAGCUCUUCGAAGGAGAAGGCUGGUGCCGGUCGGGAGACGCCGGCUACUACGAUGAAGAAGGGCGCUUCUACUUUGUGCAGCGGAUUAAGGAGAUGAUCAAGUGCAUGGACAACCAGGUCGUGCCUGCUGAGCUAGAGGGACUACUACUGCUAAAACAUUCGCAGGACAUCGCGGAAGUGGCAGUGGUCGGACUAGAACACCCUGAGUAUGGAGAGGCGCCCGCAGCUGUAAUCGUAGUUAGGAGGAAGGGCGACAAGAAUGAACUCCUGCUUCUUGCCGAAAGAGUCAAGAAAACAAUCACAGAUAAUCUGGCCGUGCACAAGCACCUUUACGGCGGCGUCUUCUUCCUUGACUCGCUCCCUAAGACGGAGACGUCCAAGGUGAACCGCUCGGCGCUGGCCCAACUCUGUGCUGCAAUGGCGCCAAUGUGAAGAACAACACUGUUUUUUUUUUU